This is a messenger RNA of Eupeodes corollae, 2182 nucleotides long. RefSeq names its product sodium-dependent nutrient amino acid transporter 1-like. Gene Ontology annotation, cellular component: membrane. The record is from RefSeq and is a predicted model, not a curated record. Bases 199 to 2028 code for a protein of 609 amino acids. Gene Ontology annotation, biological process: sodium ion transmembrane transport. Gene Ontology annotation, molecular function: L-amino acid transmembrane transporter activity. Lineage: Eukaryota; Metazoa; Arthropoda; Insecta; Diptera; Syrphidae. The transcript is spliced from 12 exons.
GCUGGGCAAUGAUAGUUUAGUAAUAUUCUAACACCGGAGAGUAGCGUUAGCUAAGUGCGGUAAAAAAAUUAAAAUGUACUGAAAAUUGAUUGAUAUUGUUUUUAAUAACGUAUAAAUAAAAAAAAAUAUUAAUUGAAAUUGUAUUUUGAAAACAAAGAUAGUAAAAUAAUUGGAAAAAAUUGAGUAAGACUUAUUAUUAUGGAGCUUGAAACUGCUGCACCACCUAACCGCGAUGCCGUAGAUAAAGAUAACAAAAACAAGACCGAAUCUGAUGAAUCGGGCAGACCAAAUUGGUCAAAUGGACUAGAGUUUCUUAUGUCCUGUAUAUCAAUGUCGGUGGGCUUGGGAAACGUAUGGCGAUUUCCCUUCACUGCUUACGAAAACGGCGGAGGAGCGUUUCUGAUUCCCUACAUUGUUGUUCUAAUACUGAUUGGAAAACCGAUGUAUUAUUUGGAAAUGAUUCUGGGCCAAUUUACAAGCAGAAGUUCAGUAAAGGUCUGGUCAGUUUGCCCGGCUUUUGUGGGUGUUGGAAUAGGUCAAGCGUACGCAACAAUAGCCAUUAUAACUUAUUACUCAUCUUUGCUAUCAUUGACGCUUUACUAUUUCGUGGUAUCAUUUCAAGCUGUUCUCCCAUGGACUUAUUGCAGAGAUGAAUGGGGUCCACAAUGUGUUCCGUCAAAUGGAAGCAGUAACAACUUUUCUGAUGUCACCGAACAACUACAGACCAGUUCAGAAAUGUACUUUUUAAAGAAUGUGUUAAACGAGAAAAGUGACAUCACUGAUGGAGUUGGUUAUCCCAAUUUAGAUCUAACAGGUACCCUCUUUGUAUCAUGGAUUGUAAUUUUCUUAGUCAUAGCAAAUGGUGUAAAAAGUUCUGGGAAAGCGGCUUACUUCUUAGCCCUGUUUCCUUAUGUAGUUCUAAUUGCUUUGCUUAUUAGAGCUGUAACUUUAGAUGGUGCAGUAGAUGGAAUUAUAUUUUUCUUGAAGCCAAAUUGGUCCGAAUUGGCCAAUCCAAAGGUUUGGAAGGAAGCUGUUGUUCAGUGUUUCUUCUCGUUAGCUGUUGGUAUUGGACCAAUAGUAAUGUUUUCGUCUUACAAUAAAUUUAACUAUGGAAUUUACAGAGAUGCUAUGAUUGUAACGACAUUGGACACAUUUACAAGUAUGUUAGCAGGUAUAACAAUCUUUGGAAUCUUGGGGAAUCUGGCACAUAAUCUAAAUACUGAGAAUAUAUCGGAUGUAGUAAGGGGUGGAACUGGGUUGGCAUUUAUAUCAUAUCCAGAUGCUAUAGCGAAGUUUCAAUUUAUACCACAGUUAUUUGCAGUACUAUUUUUCUUCAUGUUGUUCGUCUUAGGAGUGGGUUCGAUUGUUGCACUGCAAAGCACAAUAGUUACAAUAAUUUGUGAUCGAUUUACUUCGUUAAAAUUUCCAUAUGUGGCCUUUGUAACUUGUCUCCUUGGAUUUUUCUGCAGCAUUGUCUAUGUGACGCCCGGAGGACAAUGGAUUCUGAAUUUGGUUGAUUUCUUUGGUGGAACGUUUGUAGUGUUCGCUUUGGCAAUUUUCGAAAUGGUUGGAAUCGCAUGGAUUUACGGAUUACAAAAUUUCUGUGAUGACGUGGAGUUUAUGAUGGACAAGAAGGUUUCCACUUAUUGGCGGUUAUGUUGGACAGUUUUUACACCCGGUCUUAUGAUCAUUAUAUUUAUAUAUUCUAUGGCUACAUUACAACCAUUAAAAUACAGUGGAUUAGAAUACCCUGAAUCUGCGACAAUUGCUGGAUGGACUAUAUUAGCAAUUGGAUUUGCACAAUUUCCCUUAUGGUUCAUUUGGGUUGCAUCUCAACACAGAGCUAGUAAUCCGUGGCUGACAUUAAGAACUAUAAUGAAACCUACUGAUGAUUGGGGACCACUUGAUCCAGAAGUGAGAACAAGUUGGAUUCUUUUUAAAUAUGAAUUGGCGGAGAGUAGAAGAAAAACAAAUGAUAAUAACAAGAUCAGUUUCUUUUGGCAAAAAAUAAAUAACCUAUUGGGUUAGGUUCUAUACAAAUAAGUUCCCAGACUGAAAAAUUAGAUUUUAGAUUAAACUAGUUUUUUAUAACGAACCUAACUAUGUUAAAUUUAAGCAUACAACACAAAUGUUCUAAAUCCUUUUAAGCUUAAAAUUCAAAUAAACAAUUAUAAAAAAAGAA